This is a messenger RNA of Hordeum vulgare subsp. vulgare (domesticated barley), 1151 nucleotides long. RefSeq lists its product as uncharacterized. The coding region runs from base 53 to 769 and encodes 238 amino acids. The transcript has 5 exons. NCBI's taxonomy places the organism in Eukaryota, Viridiplantae, Streptophyta, Magnoliopsida, Poales, Poaceae. The record is from RefSeq and is a predicted model, not a curated record. Gene Ontology annotation, molecular function: aminoacyl-tRNA deacylase activity.
GAAACCUUUACCAACAUGGCAACAUCGACCUUCCCGUAAAAAAAACAACAACAUGGCAACAUCGACCAUGGGCGCCGCCGCGGCCGAUCUCGAGGCACGUCAGCUCCGCAUCCUCCGCCGCGUCGAGGAUCUUGAGCUCGCUGCCCAGCAGCACCGUCUUGGGGCGCUCUCUCUCACCGACGCCGAGGCGGAGGUGGAGGCGGGGGACACCGAGGAGCGGCUCUCGGCCCUCCUGGCCGCGCGCGGCGUGCACGACUUUGCCUUCCGGCGUGUUCCAGCUGACUACUACGACCGCACUCUCGAGGAGCGCCGCCACCUCCUCGCCGCUCAUUCAGUCGCCCAGCUCUGCAAGAGCAUAGUCAUGGUGAAUACCAAAGCUGCUGCAGAUGUAGUUGACUGCAGUAACCCCAAGAAUUCUAAAUAUUAUGUUGUUAUUGUUCAGUACAUGGCACGGCUUAAUGCUGAAAACAUCAAGAACUUCCUGUAUACCCUAAAUGAGAAUCAGAUACCCAAAAAGAGAUUUAACAUGAGGCUCGCACCAGAAGAGGAGUCACACAUGCUUACGGGGUUUGUGCACAAUGGUGUGACAUGCAUUGGAAUGAAAACAGAUAUACCGUGGGUUUAUCGUCAGGUUAUCAUAGAUGAAGCUAUCACCAAGCUGGAUGAGGAUUUCUUCUGGCUAGGUGGUGGAGAAGUUGACCUCAAGCUCGGGAUGCGGACCUCACAGUUUCUAAAUGCUUUCAAUCCAUUUGUGGUGAAGUGUAGUUAAUGAGUGAUAACUAGUAGUACAACUUAACAGAAGCUUCAGAUCCAUGUGGUUUUACCCGGCCUUGAUCAACACACUGCCAGGGAGGUACACUAAGCUUUUGCUUGGAUCUGGGGUUAGGAUGUCUGUCUUUUUUGGAGCAGGCGUUUCCGUUCCAGUUGCUCUUCUCACAAUUUGUUACGUUAUUCACUGCUGAUUGUUGGUAAAAUUGAUGUAGCGGAGGGGACAUUCUUGGGAAGAUCGAUAUAAUUGCGGCAACUGGGCUUAUACUAUUACUAAGCCCUUUGUAGUUUGGGCCUGAGAGUUGAAAACCAGUGUGAAGUGUGUAAAAGCGAGACAUCUGGCUGCUUCCCCUCAAAAGAAGAAAGGAAGUCUGGCCACAAAA